GACUUGAGCGGUUGACAACACGACCACGGCGACGACCGAGAUAGAGAGGCUCAAGGAGUGUGAAACAAAUUUAAAAAAAGUCCAACCAAAGAGAAAUGUUUUAGCCAAAAGUUAAUUUAACUAAAAAAAAAAACAAAGGCAAAGCAGCCAUAUUUGAUUCGAUCAAAUUCGAAGUUAGAAAAUUCGGAUUGAAAAAGCUCCUUUAAGCUGAGCUUAAUAAUAAAACGGAUCUCUGUGGCUUUGUGUUCGUGUGUGUGUGUGUGUGUGUGUGUGAGAAAGUGCAUUCGAUUCGAGUGAGCAGGAUGGAGCAUGACAGCUUUGAUGAUCCGAUUUUCGGGGACUUUGGCGGCGGCCCCCUCAAUCCCCUGGGGGCCAAGCCCCUUCUGCCAACCUCGACGGCCAUGCAUCCCGUUAUGCUCGGCAGUGUCCACGAGCUGUGUAGCCAGCAGCAGCCGCAGCAGCGUCUGCCCGACUGCAACACCAUACUGCCAAACGGCGGCGGGGGAGGCGUGAGCGGUGGCGGAGGAUCUCCCAACUAUGUUCCGAAAAUGGAUUUUGGCAAUAAGAUUGGAUGCUAUUCGCCCAGCCAGAAGUACGAGUACAAGCUGGUGGAUCAGCAUCAGCAGCACCAGCAACAACAACACCAUCACCACCAGCACUACGCCGUCACGCCACCGCCCAGCCACAAUGGCAUCCUGCAUCACAAGCAGCAGACAUCCUCAAACCAACAGCAGCAGCAGCUGGUGGGGAUCAUGGACUACCAUCCGCUGAACGGAAAGCUCGACUACUCGCCCAAGGACCAGUACGAACCGCAGUCUCAGCAGCAUUCCCAACUGCAGCAUCUCUACGGCGGCAGUCCGCAUCACCACUUGGACCACUUGGAGCACUCAGAUGGCUUGAUCCAGGACUCCAGUCCAGUGCUAAUCAACGGCGGUCCUGGUUCGGCCGGAGGCAAGCUCAAGAAGCCCGACGAAAUGUGCGGCCAGAUGCAGGAUGCGGGUGGUUCGGGCGUUACACCACCAGCCACCUCCGCGUCGGGCAUCAGCAAUGGCGUGACGCCCAAUGGAAGUGCAAAUGUCUCUGCUGGGGGCCAGGGCGCCUCGGUCACAGUUGUGGGCGCUGCUGGAGGUGUUGCUGCCGCCGCGCCCAAGAAGGACGGCGGAAACAGCAGCAGCAAAAAGAAGGGCGAUCCCAAUGGCAUCAAGAAGAAGAAAACGAGAACCACGUUCACAGCCUAUCAAUUAGAGGAACUAGAACGCGCCUUUGAGCGUGCCCCCUAUCCGGAUGUGUUUGCCCGCGAGGAGCUGGCCAUCAAGCUGAAUCUGAGCGAGUCCCGGGUGCAGGUGUGGUUCCAGAACCGUCGCGCCAAGUGGCGGAAGCACGAGCCACCACGCAAGACGGGCUACAUCAAGACGAGCACUCCGCCGACGGCAACGCUAAACAGUAGCCUGGCUCCACCCUUCACCAGCUAUCCGCAGACGACGACCGUGACGCCGCCGGGUAGCAUGGACAGCUGGACCAGCUACCAGACACCCUACGAGCUGACACCGCAGUUCAGCCUGCUGUCGCCGGCGGCCAGCCCCUAUGGCACCUACUCCGGCCAGUACGGCACCUAUGUGCACGAGAGCCAGCUCUUUCCCAUGCGACACUUUGACUACGGCAGUCCCAGUCGCAUGGAAAUGGGCGCCACAACUGGCUCCGUGGCGGGUGUGUCCGGGGGCGAGGAGGCGACAGGCAAUGGGAAUGGAAGCUACCAGGCAGCGGAGCUGCAGGCUACGCAACAGCAGAUGGCCGACGGAACGCUGGUCACCCUCAUUCCCGAUCACGCCGAUCCGCACCAGCAGCAGCAGCAGCAGGCGCAGCUGAAUGGGAAAUAUCUGAGCGCGGAGCAGGCCAAGUAUGUGCAUCUGCAGUGCCAUCAAUCAUCGGCGGGCCUCGAGCUGAGUCCCGGCUCCAACUGCCAUUUGGUGGAGGCUCAGACGCAGCAUUACGUGACCACGGGAGCGGGUUCGGGGGCAGGGGCAGGCAACGGAAGUGGCAGCAGCGAUGACAACGACAGCGGACUGCAGACUGUGAUCAAGAGCGAGGAGUCGGCCCAGCAGCAGCAACAGCAGCAGCAGGCACAGAGCUACGUCCUGCCGCCUUUUUUGCACUAAGGGAAAUGCUCACACACCGUCGCCAGCAGCAGCACCAGCAGCAACAUCGACGCUGGGCUCCACCCCACCCUCAAAGCGCAGCACGCUUCCGGCGGCCAUUUUGAAAGUGUGUGUGUGUGCAGCAUUUCUAACUGUAAAUUGGGCCCCAUUCUCACGUGUGGACACCAGAAAAUACCAUACCAAAAGAUACCAAAUAUUAGUAGACUGAAAAGACCAAAACUCUGGUAUUUUUGUGGUUUUCGGAGAGUCCUAGCUAAUGUUUUCAUAUAUGCCAUAGGUUCCUUUUAGUCUUUAGGUCUCGUCUCGUAAGUUGCAACAACAACAGAAUCAACAAGUCUUGCCAAAACUUAAUGCAGUUUUUGUUUAGUCGUAAGUGUAGGAUUAGUCCCGAGGGGGUGUCACCGUACCCCCCAGAAUGCAUUCCAAAUGUGCCUUACGGGCGACGGAAGAGCUACAGAUAGCUCGUCCGUCCCCAAAAACAAAUUUAGCCAUAGCCUAGCUCUAAGUUAAACCAAAAACUGUUGUGUAGUUAGACAAUAAAAUGCUUUUUAUAUAC
Messenger RNA from Drosophila miranda, 2712 nucleotides. Its product is annotated as retinal homeobox protein Rx. Gene Ontology annotation, molecular function: DNA-binding transcription factor activity, RNA polymerase II-specific; RNA polymerase II transcription regulatory region sequence-specific DNA binding. The coding region runs from base 303 to 2156 and encodes 617 amino acids. NCBI's taxonomy places the organism in Eukaryota, Metazoa, Arthropoda, Insecta, Diptera, Drosophilidae. Gene Ontology annotation, biological process: regulation of transcription by RNA polymerase II. The record is from RefSeq and is a predicted model, not a curated record. The transcript is spliced from 2 exons.